UGUAUUAGCGGCGAUUCUGCGUUUGUACUGCGUGCACUCUAUGAGCUACGAGUCGGCGAACUCGUGUGUCGGCAAAACGUUGAUUUUCUAAAGAUUUAUUAAAAUUCUCACUUAAACUGUAAACUGGUAUUAUUUGAUGCGCUAAUUGUCAGUACUUGUAUUUCAAAACGUAUAUUAAAAAUUAUCGCUUGAAGUAAAGUCUGUGAAAACCUAACCUAUAAGAAUGUUUUCAAAAAAUUCUUUAGAUUUCUGAGUGUUACGAAAAUUCUUAUUCAGGUCUCAUUGACUAACGCGAGAAUAGUUUCAAGAUGAUGUUCAAAACCUUGCAAUUGACUGUGAGAAAUUUAAGAGGCAUCAGUCGCAUUAUAACAACAGAAACAUUGUCCAGUAUCCAAGCACACAGUUACAGUAAAUGGACCCCCAGAAAGUUUGCAGCUAUUGUCAAUGAGGAUGAACUUUUCGAUGUCGAAGAAAACACAACACCUCCUGCUCAGUCAGUCAGGAAAACUAGGUCUCGAUCGAGGAGAUCAAGAGUUAACGAAAUUGAAAGAGAAGAUAUGGAAGACGCAAAAUCUGCUGAUGUAACUUUUGACGAUGAAAUUGAAAAGAAAAAACCUGUAAAAUCUACCAAAGAAACCAAAGCUUAUAAGGCUUAUGAAGAAACUAGAAAACGGAAAGAAUCAAAAACUGUUUUAACAAAAGUACAUGAAAAUGAGAAGAUAGUAUCGUCAAUAAUGAUGAGCCUCAGAUCAAAAAAACAGCGAAAGAAGGAUGAACUAAUACUUUUGGAGGGUGUUCGCUUCAUAGAGGAUGCUAUUAAAGCUGGAAUAGUUCCACAGUACAUUUUUUUCAGUAGAUGGGAAGAUAUUAAGCAUCUUGAUUUCUCAAAUACAGGAACAAAACUGUUCAAAGUAACCUAUCGAAAUAUUCAAUUAUGGUCAACGCUAACAACUUCUCCAGGUGUUAUGGGAAUUUUCAAGAGACCAGAACCAUUAAAAGUAAAGAAAUCUUCCUUGCCAAUAACCAUCAUUUGUGACAACGUUCGAGAUCCAGGAAAUAUGGGUUCAAUCUUGAGAGCAGCUGCAGGUGUAGGCGUCGAGAAAGUAGUAUUGACCAAAGGUUGCGUUGAUUUUUGGGACACCAAAGUUUUGAGAAGCGCAACAGGUGCGCAUUUCCGAGUACCGAUUUUAGGAUCACAAAAAUGGGAUGACAUAAAAUCAUCGAUAGACGAUGACGCACAAAUUUACGUCGCAGACAAUAAUGUCGAUGCGCACAUUAAGGACUUCGCCGAAAUCGAAAUGGCAGAAGAAAAAACAGAAGCAGAUACAGAGACGGAAGAUCAAGAGCCAGAAAUUCAAGAGCCGGCUAAAACGAAAUCACAGAAGAUUAUCAAGGAAGACAGGAAUGACUGUUUGCUUCUGAGAAAUUCAAAUCUUCCAGUAAUCCCAUACUAUGCCGUGGACUAUACACAGAACCAGGUAAUUUUGAUUGUUGGUGGCGAAACGGAAGGUUUGAGCAGAGAAUCCUAUGAAUUGAUAGAAAAGAAGCAAGGAAUACGUGUAAAUAUACCAUUGGACAACGGCAUAGACAGUUUGAACGCAGGAAUGGCCUUGGGCAUCAUUGCUUUUGAAGUUAAAAGACAGUUUUUGCGAGUACAAAAAGGAUUGAACUAUUUAAAAUGGUAGUUUGUAGAUAAUUUUUCUAAAAAAUUUAUAAAAAUUGUAAAUUAACAAAAAAAGAAACUAAAUAUGUUUUUCUAAUGCUGCAUUUACGAAAAUAAUUUUGUAAAUUUAAUUUGUAAAUGCCAAGCGUUUUGUUUACAGAUUAAAUAGCGUUACCAAAUGUUAUCCUGAUGUAGUUUUGUACUUUACCAUCGGAAGCUCGUUUCUAACGCCGAUUGAAAGAUGACAGCACUUGUUAAAUCUGUCCAUGAGAGGAAUGACACGAGAAAAAUGAUUGAUUUUGCAAUGAAUUUACUGACUUUAAGUUGUAUUCUCGUUAAUUAACUUUUGUAUAGAUUCGAUCCGUGAAUGAGAAAAAUCAAAAUGACUGCGACGAGUGUCGAAAAUCAAAUUUUCUCAUCUACAUUUUAUUCACAUUGCAGCAUUCGAAAACCUGCCGAAAAUGUAAAAGUCAAUUCUGUUAGACGUGUAGUUUUUAACGUACUUAAUUUUGUAAAAGUUAAGAUCGAUUCAGCGAAAAUCGCUCGUUGCAUUGUAUUUUGCAGUAAACAGAUAAUAAACUAUAAUUUGUUAAAAGUUGA
Molecule: messenger RNA, 2263 nt
Organism: Nasonia vitripennis (jewel wasp)
Lineage: Eukaryota; Metazoa; Arthropoda; Insecta; Hymenoptera; Pteromalidae
Product: rRNA methyltransferase 3, mitochondrial
Exons: 4
Coding region: 309-1685 (458 amino acids)
Biological process (GO): RNA processing
Molecular function (GO): RNA methyltransferase activity; RNA binding
Source: RefSeq, a predicted model, not a curated record